Messenger RNA from Verticillium dahliae VdLs.17, 1233 nucleotides. RefSeq lists its product as uncharacterized. Lineage: Eukaryota; Fungi; Ascomycota; Sordariomycetes; Glomerellales; Plectosphaerellaceae. The transcript is spliced from 3 exons. Bases 1 to 1233 code for a protein of 410 amino acids. The record is from RefSeq and is a predicted model, not a curated record.
AUGGCUGUUGCCGGGGAACUGCCCGCCAACCUGGACCGCAGCCAUGAGCUCUUUUACGUCCAGCUCGUGUUCCUUCUGGUGGCCGGCAUCAGCGUCUUGAUCCGAAUCUACGUCAAGACGUUCCUCGUCAGGCACAAUGCCCUCGAUGACUACCUCAUUUAUGCAGCUUUCGCCGGCUACGUGGCCUACGCGACCAUCGCCAUGGAUGGCGCCAUCAACGGCGCCACAGGCAAGCACUACGCGCUCCGAUACACGAUGGACCAGGCGGCCCGCUCGCUGCGCGGCUGGUAUCUCUGCAUGGUGCUGUACGCGCCCAUCACGCUGACGAUCCGCGCCUCGGUCUGCGUGCUGCUGCUGCGCCUCGCGACGUCGCGCGCGCACCGCUGGAUCAUCUGGGCCAACCUGGCCGUCAUCGCCGCCAUCUCGGCCGCCUUCUUCUUCAUCCUCGCAUUCCAGUGCAGCCCGCCCUCGCACUUCUGGACCCAGGUCUACGGCACCGACGGCCACUGCUACAGCAAGCUCAUCGUCACCUACGCCACCACCGUCCACAGCUGCGUCAGCUGCCUGUCCGACUGGUGCCUCGGCCUGCUGCCCGUCGCCCUGCUGUGGAACGUCAAGAUCAACCGCCGGACAAAGGCGACCAUAGCCGUGCUCCUCAGUCUCGGCAUGAUCGACGUCGCCAUCUGGUCCGUAAUGGAGCCCGCCCUCGGCAUAACCGCCGCCUGCGUCGCCACCUUCCGCCCCCUCUUCAAGAACUGGGGCUUCGGCUGGUCCUCCUACGGCAACAACAACAACUACAACCACCGCCGAAAGAGCGGCUACCCCUCGGCCUCAGGGGGCCGCCUGCAGCUCCCGAGCUCGAACCCGUCGCGUCGCGACCCCUAUGGGCGGCACGAGAGCCUCGUCCUCAGCCGGCGGUCGACCGCUGCAGCUGCAGCAGAAGCGACAGCUGGAGGCCGAGACGGGGACGGGGACGUGGGGAGGUUGGAGUCGCAGCGGGAACUCACCAUCAGCAAGACGGUGCGUAUAGAGGUCGAGACUGUGCCGCGCAUUUCGUACGACGACGACGACGCGUCAGACGUCAAAAGGACGUUUUACAGGAGGUCUUCGGAUGGCGAGGACGGCGUGUCGAUGGGGCGGGUUAGCCUGCAGGGGUCGCCGAGACGGGACGGGUGGGGGGUGAGCGUGCCGGAAAGUGCCUAUACGGCCACGGCGUCGCGAUCUCGGCCGUGA